AUGUCCUUUGCAAAAAUCGAUUUCAUAACUUGCUUCAACAAGUUCGGAACCACAGAUGGUGCAUCGUUUGGCUCUGGUACGGGUGAGGGUGUGGGUUUUGGCAUGGCUGCAACGGGGAAUGGUGUGGUUUUUUGGGCGGGUUUUGAUAUAGGUUUAGGGAAUGGCGUGUGUUGUGGGACUAUUUUAGUUGUAGGCGGAGUAGAUAGUGGCGCGGUGGGGGAAGCGGCAAUAAGUGGUGGUAUGGUCGUUGUUUUUUGUGUCAAAGAAUUGGUUGAAGGGGCUUGUUUUGGUGGUGGUGUAGAAAAUACAAUGCAAGAGUUGGUUUUUGGUGGCCUGUUUGGGAAAAUUGGGGGCGGCACGAGACCAAAAACUGGUGGUGGCGGUACUUUUGGCGGUGGUGUGGCUACUAGAGUGGGUGGUACGGGUGGUGCGGUGGCAGAAACGGGUGGUGGAAGUGUAGAAGAUUGGGCUUCCCAUGCGGUUCGGAUCGAACAGAGCUCGUUUAUUAUGGUUUGCAAUUGA
Molecule: messenger RNA, 522 nt
Organism: Helianthus annuus (common sunflower)
Lineage: Eukaryota; Viridiplantae; Streptophyta; Magnoliopsida; Asterales; Asteraceae
Product: glycine-rich cell wall structural protein 1-like
Exons: 1
Coding region: 1-522 (173 amino acids)
Source: RefSeq, a predicted model, not a curated record